This is a messenger RNA of Pungitius pungitius (ninespine stickleback), 2352 nucleotides long. It is a transcript of the gene ca14, whose product is annotated as carbonic anhydrase XIV. The record is from RefSeq and is a predicted model, not a curated record. Gene Ontology annotation, molecular function: zinc ion binding; carbonate dehydratase activity. Gene Ontology annotation, cellular component: plasma membrane. The coding region runs from base 71 to 1138 and encodes 355 amino acids. Lineage: Eukaryota; Metazoa; Chordata; Actinopteri; Perciformes; Gasterosteidae. Gene Ontology annotation, biological process: one-carbon metabolic process. The transcript has 12 exons.
GUCCUUGCGCACCCUCACACGUCCCUUUCUCUCCACCUCUCACUUUCUCCCUCACUUGCUCCUCAUCUCUAUGUUCACUUUUAUUCAUUGCUGUGCAUGGGCGAGGAGGGCCAACAUGGGCUGUUUGGGUGUAUUUGCCCUUCUAACGCUUCAGUGCUUCCAGUGGACAACUGCCCCUGCUGCCGAGGAAGUUUCCUGGAGCUAUUAUGGCUUGGUGGGUCAGUCUGAGUGGUCGCAGUACUUCCCCGCAUGUGGUGGCACUUCCCAGUCCCCCGUCGAUGUGGUUACCACUCAGACUAAAUAUGACCCAAAUUUGAUCCCCCUGACCCCGCUGGGCUACAGCCAGCACGGCAACAAGCCCUUCACCAUGUACAACACUGGGCACACAGUGGUCAUUGAGCUGCCUGAGUGGAUGGGAAUCAGGGGGCUGCCCUGGCUCUUCACGGCCGUGCAAAUGCACCUGCACUGGGGCAGCGGCGGCCCGAGUCACGGGGGCAGUGAACACACCAUCAACGGACUGAGCGCAGAUGCGGAGCUACACGUGGUGCACUACAACUCCGAGCUCUACCCCAACGUGUCCACUGCCAUGACGCAGACUGACGGCCUGGCUGUUUUAGGAAUUCUCAUCGUGACGGGCGAGGAGACCAACACAGCAUUUAGCAACAUCCUCAACUACCUGAGCCGCAUCAGACACGCUGAUCAGAAGGUGUUCAUUCCAGCCUUUGACGUCCAGACACUGCUGCCGACGGACCUGGGGCGCUACUACCGGUACAACGGCUCCCUGACCACGCCGCCCUGCUACCAGAGUGUGAUGUGGACCGUGUUCAACGAGAGGGUUCAAAUCUCAAAGGCGCAGCUGCUGAAGCUGGAGACAAUACUUUACUCCAGUAAAGCUACAGAUGCAGACAGGAUGCUGCUGCAGGACAACUACCGCGCGACGCAUCCCCUCAACCACAGAGUGGCCUUCGCCUCCUUCUCUGCAGAAUCGGGGAAGGAGCUCUCUUCCGGUGAAGUCACAGCUAUAGUGAUAGGAGUGAUGUGCGGCUGCGUGGGUCUGGCGGUCAUCGUCCGCUUCAUCGUGAAGACAAUACGGUUUUUUACACUCCUGCGCCGUGAAUCAGUCGUGCUCGACCUCUAGCUGGGACGUCCUACCCAGUAACCGGCCUGCUCCCAUGUCAAGGUCAACGUUAAGAAUUAUAACCUUUGACCUCAAAACCGUAACCUCUAAGCACCUCUCUCUGCUUUAACCCUCCAUUCGAGACGUAUCCUCCACUGUAACACCCCUCUCUUUAGUAUGAGCGCUGAAGGAUGAAGUUUUAAAGGCUGUAGGGAACCGUGUGGGCAAAACAACUCCAAACUGUGUUGGAAAAAUGUCAACUUCCGAAAAGCCUCCUCUGGACAGUCAAACUGUGAAGGAGACUUGUGCCACUGCUUUAGCAUGAUGAUUUGUACUUAAUCAAUUCUACGAUCAUGUAACAUAUGUCAGUGUCUGAGAGCUACUUUGUUCUCACAGUCGACUUAAAUUCAACCCUCAGCGCUCCACUAGUUAUUUUAUAGUACAGCAAAGCCAUAUAUACUAAUGCACAACCUCCUCCCCUCGCUCUACAACCGAUGAGGACCUCUGCUGGACAACGUUACACACUAACAGCGUAAGAAAAGCACACAAUAGACUCCUGCGGGGGAAAUGACCUUUUCCCUUUCUAUCACUCAGGACGAAGGAGCCGGAGAAAGAGAAAGAGAAAAGACAAGACGUGGCCCUGAAGCCGACGUCUGAGGCCGAAAAGAGAGAAGAGCCUUCACCGUCUCCUCAGACUGAGCCCUAGCUGAAGCAACACCACCCGCAGCAGUAGGCGCAGCUACGUCGGUACGUGGGCUCUCGCGGUGUCUGGGAAGCAUGAUGAGUUCAUGUAAAUACUUUGUAAGAUAUAUUUUGCUGUUUUUGUGUUGUUACACGUUUGGAUGUCACUUUGAAACACAAGAACGCUGCACUGUAUGACAUGUACUAGACUUAUGACGUAUUCACCUGGGAAUUCAAUGUAAUAUUAGGAUUUUAUUUUGCCCCUGGACUUGAGCAUUGACAAACAGGAGGUGUUUUUCAAAUGAAAAUCUAUGAUUACGGUUUGAAGGGAUUUAAAGAGCCAAGUAUUGACUGCUGCUGUUCAAACACGACGUCUCUGAACUCAAUUUAUAGGAUUGUACUGUAAAUGGAUGAGUUAUAUUUAUGUUUGUGUGUUCAGUCUAUUGAGAAAAUUUGUUUUCAAUGCCAGAUAUUAUCUAUGUCUGAUAGAUUUUUUGUCGUAUACAACUCUUCAACAUGAGCACCUCAUUAAAAUAACAAACAUGGCAACCUCA